AAAAAGAAGACAUUGAAAAAAUAUUCGGAAUUGAUUUUGAUGAGAAAGUUGUGAGAGUGGCUAGAACCUUAAAUUUAAUUGCUGGAGAUGGCAACACUAAUGUAUUGCAUUUGAAUACUCUUGAUUAUGAUAGAUGGAAUGAAAACUCAGAAAAUGCAAAAUGA
This is a messenger RNA of Ambispora gerdemannii, 164 nucleotides long. NCBI's taxonomy places the organism in Eukaryota, Fungi, Glomeromycota, Glomeromycetes, Archaeosporales, Ambisporaceae. The record is from the annotation of a GenBank genome assembly.